UUUCCCACACACCUCGUAUAUAUACUUUACUUCCAACUUGUUCUCAUUCUCCUCUUUUAAAAAACCCUCGUUCCUCUUUUCUCUACAGCCCUAAUCCCACGAAAUAAAAAUCGAAGUUACAUCUGUAGAUCUAUCGAUUUUAAAGAUGGGGUCAGAUGCGGCGAAGAAGAGAGAGGCUCAGAAGAAGGCGGCAGCUGCUGCUAAGAGAGGAGGGAAGGGUGCUGCUGCAUCGUCAAAGGCGGCGGUGGCGGCUUCCAAGGCAGCAGCGGAAAGUAACGGGGUUAAUAGUUUGAGUAACGGAAUAGGGGAUCUUAAGAUAUCUGAUCGGAAUUGUACGGGUGUUUUGUGUUCGCAUCCUCUUUCAAGGGAUAUUCGGAUAGAAUCUUUAACAGUCACUUUCCACGGACACGAUCUCAUAGUUGAUUCUGAACUGGAGCUCAACUAUGGCAGACGUUAUGGUUUGCUGGGACUGAAUGGCUGUGGGAAGUCUACUCUUCUUACUGCUAUAGGACUUCGGGAACUUCCCAUACCAGAGCACAUGGAUAUUUUUCAUCUUUCCCGGGAGAUUGAAGCCUCUGAUAUGUCCUCUCUUGAGGCCGUCAUUAAUUGUGAUGAAGAGAGGUUGCAAUUGGAGAGAGAAGUUGAAGCUUUGGUUGCGCAGGACGCUGGCGGUGGAGAGCAACUUGAACGGAUCUAUGAGCGUUUAGAAGCUAUGGAUGCAGCCACUGCUGAAAAACGUGCUGCUGAGAUCUUGUUUGGUCUUGGAUUUGAUAAGCAAAUGCAAGCAAAGAAAACACGUGAUUUUUCUGGUGGUUGGAGAAUGAGGAUUGCUCUUGCGCGUGCCCUAUUUAUGAAUCCAACAAUUUUAUUACUUGAUGAACCCACAAACCAUCUUGAUCUAGAGGCCUGUGUGUGGUUAGAAGAAUCCUUGAAAAAUUUCGAGCGUAUUCUGGUUGUGAUUUCACACUCGCAGGAUUUUCUUAAUGGUGUUUGUACCAAUAUCAUCCACAUGCAAAACAAGAAGUUGAAGUUCUAUACAGGAAACUACGACCAAUAUGUGCAAACCCGUUCAGAGCUGGAAGAGAACCAGAUGAAACAGUACAAGUGGGAGCAGGAGCAGAUUGCUGGAAUGAAGGAAUAUAUUGCUCGCUUUGGUCACGGUUCAGCUAAACUAGCCCGUCAAGCACAGAGUAAAGAGAAGACAUUAGCUAAGAUGGAGCGUGGUGGGCUCACUGAGAAGGUCGGUAGAGACAGCGUCCUGGUUUUCCGGUUUACUGAUGUUGGCAAACUUCCUCCUCCAGUUCUACAGUUUUCGGAAGUCUCUUUUGGCUACACUCCUGAUAACCUCAUCUACAAGAACCUUGAUUUUGGUGUAGAUCUCGACUCGAGGGUAGCACUUGUGGGACCCAAUGGAGCUGGAAAGAGUACACUGCUUAAGCUGAUGAUAGGAGAUUUAUUUCCCACUGAUGGCAUGGUUAAGCGGCAUAAUCACCUAAAAAUCGCGCAGUACCACCAGCACUUGGCUGAGAAGCUAGACAUGGAAGUGUCAGCUUUGACAUACAUGAUGAGAGAGUAUCCUGGGAAUGAAGAGGAGAAGAUGAGAGCAGCAAUUGGGAGGUUUGGCCUCACAGGUAAAGCUCAAGUAAUGGCUAUGAAGAACUUGUCAGAUGGUCAACGUAGUCGGGUGAUUUUUGCAUGGUUGGCUUAUAGGUGCCCUCACAUGCUGUUGUUGGAUGAGCCAACUAACCAUCUCGAUAUUGAGACGAUUGACUCACUUGCAGAGGCGUUGAACGCAUGGGAUGGUGGGAUGGUUCUAGUUAGUCACGAUUUUAGGCUCAUAAACCAGGUUGCCCAUGAGAUAUGGGUAUGUGAAAACCAGGCUGUGACACAGUGGAAGGGUGACAUCAUGGACUUCAAGAAACAUUUGAAGAAAAGGGCCGGAUUGGGCGAGUAAAUUGGGAGAUUGUGUUAUAUUAGAAUGUGAUGGUAUCACUGUUUCCGCUUGGUUGUUUAGUGCCAAGGGCAAUGGUGAAAUCAGCACAGCCCAUCACGGGCUGAAGGGAAGAAAGUGAAAGUUCUUGAUCGCCAGUAAGACCUAGUAAUGUUAGCUAAGACCGUGCCUAGAGCCUGGUGCUAGAGAGAGGAAGUGAUCGAACCAUGGUCACCCACCGUUUGAACUCUGGUUAUUGUUCGGGCUUAGUCCACUAUUUUUGUUGACUCUCAUUACAUAUUCUCUUAGGUUUCGGAGAGCAUACACUGUAGCGUAUCCCUUAUGUUUAUGUCAUCAUUGUUUCUAUUGCUAUAUUAUUGCUAUAUUGUACUUCAGAUUUUGGGAUUCUGAAAGCUAUUAUGGAUUCUUUGAACCAUUUUGAGGCCA
Messenger RNA from Lycium ferocissimum, 2377 nucleotides. Its product is annotated as ABC transporter F family member 1. Bases 146 to 1954 code for a protein of 602 amino acids. The record is from RefSeq and is a predicted model, not a curated record. Lineage: Eukaryota; Viridiplantae; Streptophyta; Magnoliopsida; Solanales; Solanaceae. The transcript is spliced from 6 exons. Gene Ontology annotation, molecular function: ATP hydrolysis activity; ATP binding.